AUGCAUUAUUCACACUGUCUUGCCUUAUUGGGCGGGUUGUCAACCGCUUCAGCUGUCAUCACGGAUGGCACAUGGGAAGAGCUGGCCGAAAUCCCGCUGUACCCACGCCAGGAAGACACUGGAGUCGUGCUCAAUGAGACGACCUUUGCGAUUCUCGGCGGAGUCAUUCCGUACUCGCCGCAGAACUUGACAGUGGGCAACACGACGAGCAUCAUGCAAUUCUACGACGUGCCGUCUAACACGUGGACUCGUGGGCCGGACAUCCCGCUGCCGCGGAACCACGUCAACGCGGUCGGCUACAAGAACAAGGCGUAUAUCGUAGGGGCGCUGCAGGCGCUCAACAACAGCUACUGGGCGGGCGACGGUGCGUCGUAUGAGUGGGACCCCGAGACCAACGCGUGGUCGAACCUGACCAGCCUGCCGGCGGGCACGGAGCGCGGUGCCGCGCUCACGGUGGCUUACAACGACGUGAUUUGGGUUGUUGGCGGCGUGGUGUCGCUGAUCCCGGGGCCGGGCAACCCGCACCACACGGUGGCCAACGUGUCGGCCUUCAACCUGACGUCGCGGUCGUGGGUGGACCUCCCCGCGGCGGCGGCAAACCUGCCGGAGCCGCGAGACCACGCGACGGGGGGCAUCGCGGGCACCAGGCUGUGGCUGGCGGGCGGGCGCAUCAACGGGCAGAUCAACAUGCGCGGGACGGUGUACUCGCUGGACCUGGAGGACCUCGAGGCCGGGUGGACGACGCACCCCAACGACAUGCCGACGCCGCGGGGCGGGGCGAUGUUCGCGAUGGUGGACGGGCUGCUGUGGACGCUGGGCGGCGAGAAGAACGUAAGCAGCGUGUCUGGCAUCUUCAACCAGGUCGAGGUGUUCAACACGACUAGCGAGACGUGGACGCAGCUGUCGCCCAUGAAGGUGCCGCGCCACGGCUUCAUCCCGGCCUACAUCAACGGGUCUCUGUACCUGCCGGGAGGUGCCACCAUGGCGGGCGAGUAUCCGACCACGUACCAUGACAAGUACAUCUUGCCUUCUCUAUAG
This is a messenger RNA of Diaporthe amygdali, 1038 nucleotides long. RefSeq names its product kelch repeat protein. Lineage: Eukaryota; Fungi; Ascomycota; Sordariomycetes; Diaporthales; Diaporthaceae. The transcript has a single exon. Gene Ontology annotation, molecular function: protein binding. The coding region runs from base 1 to 1038 and encodes 345 amino acids. The record is from RefSeq and is a predicted model, not a curated record.